Molecule: messenger RNA, 1973 nt
Organism: Spodoptera frugiperda (fall armyworm)
Lineage: Eukaryota; Metazoa; Arthropoda; Insecta; Lepidoptera; Noctuidae
Product: leucine-rich repeat neuronal protein 3-like
Exons: 2
Coding region: 232-1605 (457 amino acids)
Cellular component (GO): extracellular matrix
Molecular function (GO): protein binding
Source: RefSeq, a predicted model, not a curated record
UACACAGUGCAUAAUGUAGGUCAGACUUCAGACAUAAACACACAAAACGGCGUAAUUUUCACUUUAGAAAAUAAUAUAUUUGAUAAAUAUAUGUCGUACAAGUCUAUCAAGUGAUAAAACUAUUCACAGCGUCAUAAGUGAAAUGACCAAAUAAAACAUCGAUAAGAAAUUAUCUAGCGGCGAUAAGUGUUCAUAGUUAUCGCUCAGUACCUGGGCUAGACACGCGGCAAAAUGUUCGCGUUCGUAUUGAUACUCGGGCUAAUAUUACAAAUAAACUGUGCGGACAUCUGUGAUAGUGACAUCUGUCUGUGUAAACGGUACAACAGUGACAAAGAACAGGAGCUGGAAGGUGUACAAGUGGUGUGUGCGCACAAACAAGUCAAUGUGCUACAAAACAACUACACUCUGCCCGAUCUAGCGCACUCGCUGGACUUGUCUUUCAUUAACAUUUCCACCGUACAUUCCUCGCCUCUACUAACAUCCAACGUGCUAGUAGAGUUAAUUCUAAACGACAAUGUAAUCACACACAUCGAUGUCGACAGCUUCCAACUACCAGAACUAAAGAGACUAGACCUAAGUAACAAUCUACUGGAGUUUAUAGACAAAGACACCUUCAAAGGAGUCAAAAAACUAGAAUAUUUAAACCUUGCCAACAACAGGUUCACUACAUUCACAAAGCUUAUGUUCCAUCGCUUAAGCAACCUCAAUGAAAUCAUCCUGGACAACAAUAACUUAGGUCCUGUGCUAAGGAACUCGAAUUUGUUCGACAGAAGUGGUUUCGGACUGACGGACAAGAUCAAAUCGUUGAGUAUAAGUGGCAUCAAUCUGAACCAAGUGCCCGACAACUUCUUUGUCGAUGCCUACGAUAUGCGGCAACUGAUAAUUUCGAACAACAAUAUCAGCCAAAUGUUUGAAAUCCCGAUGACGUUAGAAUACCUGGAUCUAUCAGACAAUCCUAUCACGGCCAUAUUUAGCGAAGACUUUGCUAAUUUAGUUGCAUUGAAGGUGUUGAAACUGAAUAAUUUGCAGAUACAAACUGUCUCUGAGUCUACAUUUGAAUAUCUACCAGCUUUAAAAACUUUAGAACUCGAAAGAAACAGGAAUCUUACUUCGUUCAGCAAGCUAGCUUUUGGCAGGGAACCUUUAGUAGACGCUGACAAUUUCGCCUUAGAAAGAUUGUCCCUAAAAGGAUCGAGAGUGUCCAAAUUAGAUGAAGACUUGUUGACGCCGUUUGGAGUACUGACUGAAUUAGAUUUACAAGGCAACCCUUGGAAUUGUGACUGUCAGAUCGCCUGGGUGAAACAGCUGCAAAUACCAGAGGAAUUAAAUGACCAUUUGAGAUGUGCCACCCCGCGGAAUUUAUUCAACGCACGAAUUUUCGACUUGAAACCAAAGUACUUUUUAUGUAACGAGAAGCACGCUGGUCUCAUCAUAGGCGUGGUGUCGGCGUGUGCGACUUUAGCCCUUAUUGCCUUGUGGAUAUUUAUCUGUUUGCCUAAACGACAGUCCAGGUGCCAAUUCAUUCAAAAUAUGUCGUCAUCCACUGCAGCAUACAGCGUUCUUCCUUUGGCUUCUAGUUAUAACAGUCAUGAUUUUAAUAGGUAGACAUUUUUUUAAUUAGGGUCCUACUAGUAUUAUAAAAUUAUUAUAGAUAUAAAUUUUUAACCCUAUUGCACUUUUUCUACUCUAUAUCUUCUUGAAAUGUUGUUACCAUAUUGUUGAGAGUAUGGAGAAGAAUAUGGGCUAAAUUCAUGCGGGGAAGACCGCGGGUGAAUGCUAGUAUUUAAAAAAGCAUAUUGUCGUUACAAUAGCAUUUAAGUUAGUGUGUAAGCACAGAUAUUUUAUCAUGAACAAAUGCUCUUAUUGUGUUCGAGUUACCAAAUUAUGUGAUCGUCUUAGCUUAAGAUAAAUAUUAGAAAUAAAUAAUGUUAUUAUGUUAUAAAUAAAAGAAUUUGUUACUUUGAUAAUAAAAA